Molecule: messenger RNA, 971 nt
Organism: Diabrotica virgifera virgifera (western corn rootworm)
Lineage: Eukaryota; Metazoa; Arthropoda; Insecta; Coleoptera; Chrysomelidae
Exons: 2
Coding region: 309-746 (145 amino acids)
Source: RefSeq, a predicted model, not a curated record
AAAUUUAACAAGUCUGAAAUCGUUUACUGCCGAGGCUGUUGCCCUUACAAAGGCCAUCCGACAAAGCCACAUAUUAUCUGCGUGGGUAAAGGAAAAAAAAACGAAUUAAAAAUAAGUUGCAGUCUUAAACUCCCAGUGCCUACCAGAUGGGGAUCAUUAGUUCUUUGUCUACAAUCAUUGCUUGCUAACAAACAAAUAAUAAAAAGGAUGGCUAUCAAUGAAGAAGUUGAAAAGACAGUAAGCAAACACCCAUCUUUAAAAAAAAUGCUCUAAGCGAUAUAUUUUGGGACCGGGUACAAGGAUACAUUAUGCUUCUGGAACCAAUUGCUAACACAAUUACCUCUGUAGAAGGUGACACACCAACGAUUUCAAAAUGUCUGCAUUUAUUUAAAAAAAUGGUUAACACCUCAUUAGAAAAUGUCACUAAAAGUCCAUUGUUAUCCAAAGAGGAAGCAGAUACAAGGGCAAUUUUUGAAAAUCGGAAGAAGUUUGCUAUUUAUAGUGUUCAUUUUGUAGCUAACCUUUUGGAUCCAAAAUAUCGUGGCUGCGAACUUAGCUCAGAUGAGAUGACUGAUGCGACAGAAGUCAUAUACAAGGUAGCACAGAAGAUGCCAGAUGUCGAUGAAGCAGCCGUCUUAGCUGACGUUGUCAAUUUUAUUGCAAAAGAAGGACUAUUCAAAAAGGCUUUUCUAUGGAAUGAGGACACAAUUGCAGCUAUCCUAGCUUCACAGUCAAUCCUGCAUUAGAAUCUGAACCGGAACCAAUGAUAAUAUCCAAUUCAGAUCAGUCGGAGUCUGUCUUUGAAAGUGAUGAAGAGGAAGCUUCAGAGUCUGAAGAAAAUGCAGAUAGCGACGGGACGGAUCAGUGUUCAUUUAAGGGAUUCGGUUAAUUAAUUGAACCUUUUCAAUCAUUAAGACGUUGUUUUUUUUAUUUGAUAAAUUUUUAUUACUUAUUUUUGCUUUGAUUUUGCA